Molecule: messenger RNA, 1918 nt
Organism: Liolophura sinensis
Lineage: Eukaryota; Metazoa; Mollusca; Polyplacophora; Chitonida; Chitonidae
Product: L-threonine ammonia-lyase-like
Exons: 9
Coding region: 642-1625 (327 amino acids)
Biological process (GO): L-serine catabolic process; L-threonine catabolic process
Molecular function (GO): L-serine ammonia-lyase activity; threonine deaminase activity
Source: RefSeq, a predicted model, not a curated record
UUUCCGGGUUUUGUCAGCAAACGAAAACUCAGAGUUACGGGGAACCUUGUAGGCGGGAAGGAGUGGGGGGUAGGGGUGGUGGUGUGUGAGUGCGCCUGAUCUGGUCAGUGGUCAGAACAAGGGAGAGCAGCCUGGACAGCAUAGCAGCUCGCGUUACUGAGUAUAUGAUAAUGACAACAGGCGAUAUAUGCUCGUCCCAGAUGAUAAGGGUGAACAGCGGAAACACACCAUAAUUUAAUACCCAGACAGACACAUCACUAUCUAUAUAUUGGAUUAAUAUGAAACUAAAUGUUGAAGUCUAGUUUCAACAAUUUCUGAUAAAUACCUGCCUCAACAUUUAAUCGUUGAAUUACAAAAAAUCCAGUACUGGUUGUACCGGUUUUUGCAAGGCAAUUUGCAUUUUACAUUGACCUGUAGAUCUAAUGCUGAUCUGUGGGGGGGCUCUGUCGCUGAGAGGUUAAUACACCAGUGCGGUGCAAGGACACAGGAGCCUGCCACCAAUGCAGACAAUGUGAGUUCAAGUCCUGUUCUCUUCUGACUUCCACUCCGGAGAUACGUUGGAUAUUCUGCAGCAACCCGCGGAUAAACAAUGAGACAACCCACAUGACUUAAUUUGACAUCUUCUCAUCAGUUUACGCAGAAUGGAUUCAGAAAUAGCAAAUAAAGUGCUUCAGGCAAGGGGGAGAAUCCAAGGCUAUGUCAGGAAAACACCCUUAGAGAGGUCUCCGUUUUUGACAAAUUUAAUUUCAAAUGGACCACAGGUGUAUUUAAAGCUAGAAUCAGAACAAUUGACGGGCUCAUUCAAAGUUCGUGGGGCAUUUAACAAGCUGUGUCUGCUACAGGAGCAGUGUGAAGUGAGGGAGAAGGGAGCCCUGUCCGCAUCCACAGGAAACCAUGCCUUAGCCUGUACAGUAGCCAUGAAGACCCUGGGCAUUCCAGUUCAGAUCUACACCCCAGAAACCAUGACCAGUGCUAAGAAAGAGACUUUAGAGGCGUAUGACGCUGAUCUGGUGUUCCACGGGAAGGACUGUGUUGAGGCAGAAACCAAGGCCAGGCAAGCAGCAAAGGAGUUGGGGGUGCCCUUUAUUUCACCAUACAAUGAUAUAGACGUGGCUGCAGGACAGGGAACAAUUGGUGUUGAGAUCUAUGAAGAUCUGAAGGAGGUGGAUGCCGUCCUGGUAGCAGUGGGGGGAGGAGGUUUAAUUGGUGGAAUAGCAGCUUAUCUUAAGCAUAUAAACCCUAGGAUACAGAUAUUUGGCUGUCAACCAGAGCUGUCCAAAGUGAUGUAUGAGAGUGUAAAGUCUGGCCGAGUGAUUUUUGAGGAGUCUGGUGACACUUUAUCAGAUGGGACAGCUGGUGGCAUUGAGGAGAAUACGGUGACCUUUGACAUCUGUAAGGAGCAUGUGGAUCAGUGGAUACUUGUGAAUGAAGAAUCCAUUGCCAGGGCUAUUUACUUUGUCAUUCAGAAACACCAUAAGGUAAUUGAGGGGGCUGCGGGUGUGGCUGUAGCAGCUUAUCUAAACAACCUCCAUAUGUUUUCAAUGUUUAAAAAUGUGGUAAUUGUCAUCUGCGGUGCUAAUAUCAGCAUUGAUAAAUUGACAGACAUCCUCAUCAAGUACAAGUGAAACAUAAAUACAGUGUAUGAUUUCUUCUUUAGAGUUAAACAUGGGCACAUUCAUGUAUUGUAAAUCAUGGUUUAGUUUUAAUUUUGUGUAGCCAUGAUCCAUUUGUAUUGAUCAAAUUUGUCUGACAUUUGUACUCUGUACAUGUCAGUACAGAUAUAUUAAACAUGAUAUGAAUGCAGAUAUGUUAGGCUGGGGACCAAUCAGACAUAGAGCCGUAUGCCUAAUUAUUCAUCAACAUGUAUAGGAAUUAGGAAAAUGUGCACAGUGUAUUAUUAAAUAAAACAUGUAUUUAU